UUUCCCUCGCAAGAAGCGUGUUAGCGCCCCCCGCAGCGAUGAAUCUGCUGUACGUUUUUGGGCUGAUUCUGGGCGUUCGCUUGGCUUCCGUUUUCGUGGUUAAGACUUAUUACGUGCCCGACGAAUACUGGCAAAGUCUGGAAGUGGCCCACAAACUGACCUUUGGAUAUGGCUACUUGACAUGGGAGUGGGUCCAGGGCAUACGCAGCUAUGUGUAUCCCGUGCUGAUUGCUGGACUGUACAAACUGCUUGCUCUGCUCCAUCUGGACAGCGUUCAGCUGCUGGUGCUGUUGCCGCGCAUCCUCCAGGCCACCUUGACGGCCUACUCCGACUAUCGCUUCUAUGUGUGGACCGGCAAGCGUAAGUGGGCCUUGUUUCUGAUCUUGGUGCCUUGGUUCUGGUUCUACACUGGCUCGCGCACGCUGGCCAACACCUUGGAGGCAUCGCUGACCACAAUUGCGUUGAGCUACUUCCCGUGGUAUGGCGAGGGAACCGCAUAUUUGUGGCCCGCUGCCAUCUGUUGCUUCCUGCGUCCCACGGCUGCUGUCAUCUGGCUUCCCCUGUCGCUCUAUCAUCUCCGCAAGAGUCGGCAGUCCGUGGUGGAGUUGAUCCUGAAGCGUUUCUUGGUCAUCGGCUUACUUGUUGCCGGCUUGGGCAUUGCCAUCGACACGUACUGGCACGGCCACCUCAUUGUGACGCCGUACGAGUUCCUCAAGUACAACAUCUUCAACAACAUUGGCAGCUUCUAUGGCUCGCAUCCGUGGUAUUGGUACUUCACCGUCGGCCUACCCACAGUGCUGGGCAUCAACACUCUCCCGUUUAUAUACGGCAUCAUGGAAACAGUCCGCAAAUCGGAAAAGCACGAGGUUAGCAAGCAAUUACUGAUUACCAUUUUCCUCACACUGGUCGUGCUGAGUACGGUGGAGCAUAAGGAGUUCCGUUUUGUGUCCUCGCUGCUGCCCUUGUGCCUGUAUGUGUGCGUGGAUGCCGUGUCCCGCUGGAGCUACCGUGCCUCGUCCACAAUGCUCUGGUGCAGCGCAUUUGUGAUUCUAUUAGGAAAUGUGCUGCCCGCCUGGUACUUGAGCACGGUCCACCAGAAGGGACCCAUCGAUCUGAUGCCAAAACUAAGGGAUAUUGCCCAAGAAUAUCGUGAUGAGCGCGAACACCGGGCUAACAUACUCUUCUUAAUGCCAUGCCACUCGACACCGUUUUACAGCCACAUUCACGAGAAUGUUACCAUGAGGUUUCUCACCUGCGAGCCGAAUCUGAAGAAUCAGGAGAACUUUAAGGAUGAAGCAGAUCGCUUCUAUGAGUCUCCCAAUCACUGGCUGAGCUCACACAUACCGAUCCAUCCUCGCACUGCCCUGCCCACUCAUGUGGUGCUGUUCGAUUCGCUAACUGAGAAGAUUGGCGACUUUCUGACCAACUACAAGCUACUGCACAGCAUCGAGCAUGCAGAGGUAAUCCAAAUGGAUGAGUCCCAGGCCCUGUUGAACGAUUGGUCCAAAGCCCUGGGCGCCCAGCCACCUAAUCUUGCCUCUCUAUUGCAGCAUCGGCAGUUGCGCACUGGACGUGCCAUUCAGGUCUAUCAGCGUCUGCUGAAGGGCGAAGAGAAUACGUUUAAUCGUGACCAGCUUCCGUCGGAGCAGGACACUGAGUCGCAGAUCUUUGAUAAUCGUUUUAAUUAAGUAGUUUAUUCAAGCCGAAAAAAGAGACUGGCAAAGAAAGAAAAACAUAGCCCUCCGUUCAACAGAAAGAAGAAUGAAGACAGAUUAAUUUAAUACAAAAGAAAUAUUUUGUACACAUUUUUGGCCUUAGGAAAGUUUUUAAAAAAUAGACGAGGAAAGUGAGAGAAAACUUGCAAAGAGAUUAUAUACGCGAUUUUGUGUACUUCGUGCUCGUAGCUUGUGUUUUAGAAAAUAAGAAUAAAGUUCUAAAGUGAGGCAAUAUAUAUUUAAACUGUCCUUUGCUUUAAUUUCUCAAAAAUAAAGGUUCAGUUGGUGAAAAGUA
Molecule: messenger RNA, 2010 nt
Organism: Drosophila pseudoobscura
Lineage: Eukaryota; Metazoa; Arthropoda; Insecta; Diptera; Drosophilidae
Gene: PIG-B
Product: phosphatidylinositol glycan anchor biosynthesis class B
Exons: 4
Coding region: 39-1688 (549 amino acids)
Biological process (GO): GPI anchor biosynthetic process
Cellular component (GO): endoplasmic reticulum membrane
Molecular function (GO): alpha-1,2-mannosyltransferase activity
Source: RefSeq, a predicted model, not a curated record